Messenger RNA from Cryptococcus wingfieldii CBS 7118, 3984 nucleotides. RefSeq lists its product as hypothetical. The record is from RefSeq and is a predicted model, not a curated record. NCBI's taxonomy places the organism in Eukaryota, Fungi, Basidiomycota, Tremellomycetes, Tremellales, Cryptococcaceae. The coding region runs from base 1 to 3984 and encodes 1327 amino acids. The transcript is spliced from 4 exons.
AUGUUUGGCAACUCCAUUGCCUCUUCUUCGACCCCCUCCAAGCCGACAUCCCCCUCCACUGCACUCCCUGCGAGACCGCCGCCUCGGUCGUCGAGGCGACAGAUGCCUAGUUCGGCUGCCAUGUUCGUGUUUGCCAUGGUGGUCCCUAUGGUCGCCGCAAACCCCAUACCUAUCGACUCCCAGACUCGCCCAAGAUUACGAAUAUCGCCUUCAUCCAUCGCGGCCCUCCUUCCGCCCAAUCUUCCGUCCCCACCAUCUAUGAGCUCUUUUCCCCUAGUGCACCUCUUUUCUGCUACAGGAGAGUCACUGGCGCGGAGAACAAAUGUCACGGGACCGAUCCUAGACGUCGCUCUAUACGAUCCAUCAUCGCAAGCCUAUCGUCUACCAGAUAAUUACAUCAAACUCAACCAGCAUUUGACACCGGGCUACAUCGUCCUGUCGUACGCGAUAGCCUUUGUGGGCUCCCUGUGUACGCUGGAGCUGCUGAUACGGCGGACGACCAACAGCGGUUGGCGUAACCAAGUGCUGCUCACCGCUGCUGGUAUCUGCUUUGGUGCAGUCUCCACCUUUGCGAUGCACUUUAUCUUCAACAACGCGCUCGUACUCAAACACCCCAUCCACUCCGAAUACCCCGAUAUCUACCUUGCCUACAAUGCAGGCUUCACUGUGCUGUCGCUGGUGGUCUCGUGUCUCGCCAUGACAUUCGCCUUCUAUGUGAUGGGCACAAAGUUUAGCGACUGGUCAUUCAAAAAGAGUGCGAAGAAGAGUAGUCGGGGCAGAAUUAAGAGGGGAUCAGACAACAGAGCAAGUAUCGAUGCGGACGAAUACAGAGAGUGGAAGUCUACCCAUCGGAAAGUGCUGCGCAGAGGGACGAUUGGGCCUGGGAUUCCCCCUCGAGGUGGCAGUCAGUCCAAUUGGUCUGCUCUUGAACCGGAGAGCUAUUCCCAGCGGCCCUCAAUCAAAGACAGAAUGAUUUUCGGAUCCCGAAUGCGGUCAGGAUGGAAAGAUGAUUUGGGCAACAUGUACGGCGAGAGAGAUAAGGAUCUUCGGGAGCUGGAGUUUAGAUUGGGGAAAGUGGCGGUAGAGAGAGAAUUGGCCAAGAGGGCAAAUGGUGACCGAGAAGACACCCACGACGACUGUCAUCCGCCCUCAAGAAGGCCCUCUCUCAUCCUCGCCCACGAUUUUGCUGGCCAAAGGCCAUCUUCGCGACGCGGCUCUACCAUUUUCACGCCCGGCUUCAAUUUCCCUUCUUCUACCUUUACCCAAACCCAUCAUGAAGAUCCUGGACCUUUGCGGCCCGCAUCCCCCGACACCCCUUUUCCCUCAUCCGCUCGCCUGGAAUGGCGCCGAUCGUCCCUCCCGACUGAUAUGCUUUCUUCACAAAGAAUCGAGCGUCCCUUUCCAGGACACACCGAUCUUGCCCGUAUCCUAUCCCUUCCAGAAGGCGAUGUAGACCCAAAUCUCUCUACCAGUCCCGAUCGAUCUCACGCCUCGCAAGGCUCACAGUCUGAAGACGAAGGCAAAGGGUCUCUGGAGGACGACGUCACAGAGUUGAACCACGAAAAGUCAAAUUACGAUGGCUAUAUCAAAAAGAAGAAGGCCAAUAUGGUGGAUAAAAAUGGAGUCUGGGGAAAGCUCGGUGUGAUCUUGGGAUUUGACGUUGUCACCUUGGGAGAAGUCGUCAAGAUCUUUGUGACUGGGGCUGUUGCUGGAUUUGGCGUUGUUGGGAUGCAUUACAUCGGGCAAGCGUCUAUCAUUGGCAUUCCUUACGUUGCCUAUAGACCGGGCUAUGUAGUCGGGUCGGUUGUCAUUGCCUGUGGUGCCGUCAUCAUCGCGCUCUACAUCAUGUUCAUCAUGCUUCGACCAAAGCUCAAGCAUACUUGGUGGUCCAAGAUACUUGUGGCGCUCAUUUUGACCGUUGCUGUUUGUGCCAUGCACUUCUGUGGCAUGAUGGGGACUAUAUACGCUUGGCCCAGAGACAAGGGAACCUCAAAGCACUCUCAACUCACUGGAACCAAUGCCGCCAUCACCGGUGUCGUCGCUGCCCUCGCCUUCACGGCCUGUAUCGCGUGUGCGGUCUUUUUCGUCCUCCACUCUCUUCAUCAACGCCGCGAGCAAGCCCGUCGCCGACGUGUUGUUGUUGCGUCAGUCAUGUUUGACGACCGCGACCGUAUCCUGGUCAGCUCGACAGACGGCAUGCUGCCCAUGUGCGAUAUCGCCAAUUUGACUGGCGGAGUACACUCCUCGAGUGGAAAAGCGUCGUUCAUCCAGAGCAUGACCUCCGAUUCAACAGUGCUGGGGCUGGAUUUGAGUACGGGCCAUGAGGCUUUUGUUUCGGCGUUAAAGUUGUCGUGGUUGUGGAAGAGCCCCGCGGGCUCCCACAUGAGCGCAUCCGGUUCCAUCGACGGCAAGAGUCAGACACAGUCUGAAAAUAACUUUGCUGCCACACUGGCCGAUAUCCGACGAGGAUCUAUGGGGACUUCCAACAUCACUACCACUGCCACAGGCAGCAGAGCGGUGCCAAUCAGCAUCACCAAAUUCCUGGAAAAGUUUUCCAUCAGUGCGGGGCAAUUGGCGUUGCGGUUGACGGGCCAGAUGAAUGGUAUCACCAGAUUGGGUGUCUUGUACGACCAAAUCCUCACUACCGGAUGGGUAAAGCUUGAGAAUAGCACAGAUACUGUCUCCAAGGGUCAGUUGAUCUUCUUGGUGCGACGUGUAACCUCCGCAGCGGAAAGGUUUGACCUUCAAUCACGACACUUCAUGUUCGCCGAGCCUGCCGCUGUUGCAAGCGCACUGCACAGGACGCUCUCUGUGCCGUACGACCACAUCAUGCCCCUCCUUAGUGACAUCAGAACGUUCUGCGACUCUACUGUCCACUGCACUAUUCAGCCCGGGAAACUCUACGCGGGAGUCGCCGUUGUGCAGGCCACCCCGUUUGAUGGACUGCGAAUUUUGCUGGAGAAGGACAAUCGGAGUCAGUUGCCUAUGCGCGAGAUCUGUACCCUCGGAGCGCCCCCUUCGGAAGAGGAAGGCCUCAGUGGUACCGCAGAGGAAAUGGGCGAGGCUUUGUCUCUUUUACAAGGUCUCACCAUGCUCAGUGUCAUCACUCGCCAUGUUGAACUCGACAUUGACGCCACAGACCAGGCUCUCUCUCAAAGGGUGAAUGCGCUCCUCGCCGCGCUCGAGAGGGCUAUCGUCCCGAUGUUGGACGAUAUCCUGACGGGCGAAGACAUGAUCCACAUACUUCCUCGUCUCAGUCUUCAUCCCAUUCUCAUUCCCCUCACUCCUGGCGGCCGACAAUUGGCCACCCUGCCAGGGAAACGAUCAGCCUACACCCCGCCCUACACCAUCGUCUUUUACGCCAACUAUGACGCCGCAGUCAACACGUUUACCGAUCAAUGGCUGCCUUUCGGACUUUUCCGCGCGCAAAGCUCUUGUGUGACGGCGCAAAAGGUGCAAGUGGGGCAGAGGAUGGAGAAAAUCUGGGCCGAGACGGAUGAAGAGUCUGGUCAUGCACCGGGGAGGAGGCCGAGCAAGGUGCAAUUCGAUUUCCCGUCUCAUUCCGGGGGACAAUCGUCUUCAACCGCUGCUUCCUCCUCCGGGCCGGCGUUUGACAACAAUCUCUUCAACGGAUUCUCUUUCACACCUAAGACAGAGGAUGGUGUCGACGGGGGCAACCCUGACACCGUUCAACGUCGUUCGUCCCUGAAGCAAAGUACUUUUGUGCCCACUCAGGUUCGAAAGAACUCUUCGGUGCCCAGUCGGGUCAAUUCGGUGGCCUCCAGUUCAGACGGUCCCAGUGGCGGAAGUACCACUGGCACUUUGGGCUUGGGCAUUCGGGACGUCAAUAUGGGGUUGGGGACUGCGGAGGGCCCCAGUAUGGCCAAAGAGAUCGUAAUGAGGCAAGUCUUGCCAGGAGUAGGGUUGUGGGACCAGGAUUGGUUGUUGAACCUGCUCAGGAGCAAGCUGAGAGCCGAGGCGUAG